AUGGCAGAAGAAGAAAUGAAUGAAGACUAUCCAGCAGACAUCCAUGAGUAUCCAUCAGCAUUUGAGAAUUCCCUUCGUGUUGUGGGUGGCAUGCUGAAGAGCAUGAAGUCUGUUUCUAGAAAUGAGUUGUUGCAGAAGUUGGACCCACUUGAACAAGCAAAAGUGGAUUUAGUUUCUGAUUACACAUCAAACUCAAUGUUUUGGGUUUCUUUGGCAACUCAGGGAGUUAAUCCGAAGGAACAUCCAGUAAAGCAGGAAUUGGAAAGAAUCAUAUUAUACAUGAACAGAGUCAAGAAGAUAACUGAGAAGAAGAAGGCUGCCAAGCUAGACAAAGGUGCAGCUUCAAGGUUUGUGAAAAAUGCCCUCUGGGGACCAAAACCUAAAAUUCCAGUAAAGGAACAAGUCUCGCUGUUGAGAUGGUAUAAAAAGCCAGAGGUGCUCUUCAUCCAGCACAAGUCCCUGCGGACAACAGAGCUCAGCAGCAUCCAGGAGAAGAGCCCAUAA
Messenger RNA from Eptesicus fuscus (big brown bat), 504 nucleotides. Its product is annotated as nuclear nucleic acid-binding protein C1D-like. The transcript has 2 exons. Gene Ontology annotation, molecular function: RNA binding; DNA binding. The record is from RefSeq and is a predicted model, not a curated record. Bases 1 to 504 code for a protein of 167 amino acids. Gene Ontology annotation, cellular component: nucleolus; exosome (RNase complex). Gene Ontology annotation, biological process: maturation of 5.8S rRNA; regulation of gene expression. NCBI's taxonomy places the organism in Eukaryota, Metazoa, Chordata, Mammalia, Chiroptera, Vespertilionidae.